AAAUCCCGAGCUUAAACCUCCGUCCCGCCUCCAUUGGAGUAUUUCCUGAUCAUCGCCAUUUCGCUUCUACUUCGCCGUCCGUUAUUACUGCCGGAUAAAUUCCUUUCUCCGAUGGAAAGGUAGUAGAUUUUUGUUUUCUGCAUCUUCAUCUUCUUCAAUUGAAUCGUGGGCAUGGCUGCUUCAAUCUCUAGAAGGAUUUUUCGCUCGUUUGGAUCUUUGACGGCUUUGGGACGCAGCAAUUCAUCGAAUUUGUCUGCUCAUUCCUCUGGAGAUGGCUUGUCUUCCCUUCCUAGUAAUCUGAAGUGUGGUUUGCCUUUGCUUACCUACCGAAAACUCUCUACGACUAUUUUGACUCCUGACUCAAGCGAUGGCCCAUUUCCUUCCGAUUUGCUGGCCAAAAAGACGGUGAUUACACCGGACCGUACCAUAGGACUCUAUCAGGACUUGGUUAUUCCCAUGACGAAUUUUCAAAACGAAGACAAGGGUUUCAUGGUGUUAGCGGGUGAUGUCUUUGAUGUUCCCAUAAGGAAGGAUAUCAUUCACCGUGUCGUCAGAUGGCAGCUCGCAAAACGCCAACAGGGAACUCAUUCUACAAAAACAAUAAGUGAGGUUAGUGGCACGGGCAGAAAGCCAUGGAAUCAGAAAGGUACUGGUAGAGCUAGGCACGGUACACUUCGUGGCCCUCAGUUCCGAGGUGGUGCUACAAUGCAUGGGCCCAAGCCGAGAAGCCAUGCCAUUAAGUUAAAUAAGAAGGUUCGACGGCUCGGUCUGAAGAUAGCCUUGACUGCCCGGGCUGCAGAGGGAAAGCUUAUAGUCUUCGAUGAUUUGGAGCUGCAAACGCAUAAAACGAAGAACAUUGUGAAGUUCUACAAUCAAAUGGAGAACACGAAAAAACUCCUCCUUGUAGAUGGUGCUUCCAUUGAUGAGAAGCUGAAGCUUUCGACCCAGAAUUUGCACUAUGUCGACGUUCUUCCUUCCAUCGGCCUUAACGUUUACAGCAUUCUGCUUCACGAUACGCUGGUUAUGUCUCGUGGCGCUGUGAACAGAAUCGUUGAACGAAUGCACACUCCAAUUAACCGGUGAGAGCCAAACCGGAUCAAACCUCCUAUCUGCUUAACCGGAGCAAGAAAAUCCGGUUUCUAUAUACAAAUUAAGCAGUCGGUAUUAGUUUCGGUUAAACAAUGUAUCGGUUUUGUUUUCGUAUAAUAUCGGUUAUACCGGUUAGUCCCGGUUUACUAGUUGGAAUGCUGACUUUGGUGGAGGAUUUCCGUAGUGUAUGAGUAUGAGGAGCUUCUGUGGUUUUGGUUAAUUUCAGAUUACUUCUAGUUUUUUAAA
This is a messenger RNA of Tarenaya hassleriana, 1335 nucleotides long. RefSeq names its product 50S ribosomal protein L4-like. Gene Ontology annotation, molecular function: structural constituent of ribosome. Lineage: Eukaryota; Viridiplantae; Streptophyta; Magnoliopsida; Brassicales; Cleomaceae. Gene Ontology annotation, biological process: translation. The transcript is spliced from 9 exons. Gene Ontology annotation, cellular component: ribosome. Bases 172 to 1083 code for a protein of 303 amino acids. The record is from RefSeq and is a predicted model, not a curated record.